Symbiodinium sp. CCMP2592 is the source of this 3012-nucleotide messenger RNA. Lineage: Eukaryota; Dinophyceae; Suessiales; Symbiodiniaceae. The record is from the annotation of a GenBank genome assembly.
AUGCCAAGAUCGAUUGCUCAGUCAUCAUCGACGCACAGCAGCAAUGUGGCCUCUUCGUCAGCUGGGGUUGCCAGCAGUUCUAGUGAUGGUGCUGGUGGUGACAACCGAGAUGAAGCUGCAGCAGCGGCGGCUCGGGAAGCUGAGCGUAAAGCUGCCACAGAGAGGCGCCAUCUUCUGGACCAGGUUGCACGCCGAGCACUCUUUGAGCUCUGUAUGUUAUUCUGGGAAGCCCACGUCAAGUUUCGGGUUUCAGACGGAAGAGCAGUCAGAGCGAGAGUGGAUGCACAGCGACGCAACUGGCAGCAUCUUGAACCCGGAGAUGUAUAUGCCAUCCUGGCGCCACAGAUGGAACAGCAGGAGUUCGAAAGGCUACAUGAGGAGUAUGGAUUUUUGGGAGGACUCUUUGACCAAGGAGUGCGAGAAAACGAUGAAAGUUGGAUAUGCUCCACCGGAGCCUCUGCCGAUCCUCCGAAGCAUUUAUACUUCCAGCACCUCAGCCGAUUGGCCCAGCCAAACUUGCAGAGGGGCAUUGUGGGACACCGAGCCCGUACGCUCAUGGCCCGGCUCUUGGAGCUACUGGAGAACAAACUGUAUGUCCCUGCCAUGUAUGCCCUAUUCCCUCUGCUCGGAACGGAUGGACAACGUUCAGCCAGCCGCAGCGCGAACAUCCAGUGGAGCAGCCGGCUCCAGCACGGCCUUCCGUCGGGCAAAGCGGUGCCUGCUUCACUCCCACCGGCGGUGCUGUGGAAAGAGGCGGCCGACUUGAUGGCGCCUGACAUUGCAGUGCAAAUUAACAGCUGGCUGGCUGAUAUGCUUGCCAAAGCAAUCGCUGUUAUUCUCAAGCAGAGACUGCAGCCAGCAGCGGACGCGCUCUUGUCGGAGUUGCCUCAAUUCGCCUACCUGCAGAACAGAUCGGCUCAGGAUGCGCUGGAUCGAGCGUUCACGCACUGCUGCCACGUUCAGUCGAUUCUGCGCGCGCAGACAGCCACACCACAAACCCGAUACCAGGGGCACACCGUCCUGCCCUGCAGAGGUGGCAUCACAUUAAGUGUAGAUCUGCGACAAGCGUUUGACCUAAUGCCCCGAGCCCAUCUCUUGACGGCCCUACAAAACUCCAAAGCCGAUCCAGCGCUGGUGUGGACAAUAAUGUCCCUGCACUCGCAUGCGCAAAUGCAAUUUUCCUUCGGUCCGCACAAAACCACCAUUGACAUAGAGAAUGGUAUACGCCAAGGGUGUGGGCUUGCACCCACCCUGUGGUCCAUGUUUACUGCGGUGGUCAUGGUUCGCCUUCUGGAACAGCUUACGCCAGAGGAACUGUCAGCGUUUGCCGACGACUGGCUCUUUCAAUGGGUCAUCAAUAAGCCAGAGGAUGUAGUUAGAGCGGUGCGAUUGGUCGGUUUUGUGCUGGAUGUUUUGCAUGAAUUUGGGAUGCAGCCGAGCUUGGACAAAACAGUCAUACUUAUCAAGCUUAAAGGCAGCCAAGCCAACCGAAUCAUCAAGGAACAUGUGUCUGGCAAGCUUGGCAAAGGCAGGGUCAUCAAGAUUGCGACCGAAUCCGGACAAGUAGAGCUUCCUGUAGUUGAACAGCACACCUAUCUGGGCUGUCAGCUGAGCUACACCUGCUCUGAACUUCUUACGAUCAAACAUAGGGUUCGGCAAUCUUGGAACGUCUUUAACCGACUCCUGCCUUCACUGCGCAGCGUCGGCCUUACUCGUGCCCUCAAGUUGGAGGUUUGGCGUGCAUGUGCAUAUGCCAGUUUGAUGUAUGGACUGGAUUGUGUUGUGUCCUCGGGGGCUGGUUCGGUUCUUAUCAGCAAAACUGUAGCUAGGCAGCUGCGGAUGGUCAUCAAAGCGUCCGUUCUUCCAAUGCUGUCACACCCGGCUGACACCCAGGCGAAACUAAUGGCCGGCAUGGAGGCGGAACUGCAGGACGAGCCCGGGACGGAGCUGUUGUCUGCCCAGAAGCAGAUGGCGAUGAUCCAGAGCAUGGCCAAGGCCAACCCCACCGGCAACCUGGGAGCGGGAGCGCAGCAAGUUCAGCAGGAGGAGGAACGCCAGAACACCUCGGAGCCUUCAGCCCCCUCAGCGCCGACGCCGUCGCAAAUGGACACCAGCAACCGGGACCACAAGCGCGGCUACCACACCGAGCAGCAGAAGGAGACCCUAUCCGGCAACGGCAACGGUCACGGAAAGGGCCCCAACAAGUGGCCGAAGACGAACUACAAAGGGGGACACUCCACCGAUGGUUCCGGCUGGGGAAGCCACAAGAACGACUACUGGAGCAAGCAGUCAUGGGACAAGGGCCAGGACAAGGAAACGGCCCAACUGGCCAAGCUCUGCACCUCGAUGGCUCGCCUCGUUCUUCGUCACGAGGACCAACAGUCGAUCGACCGCUCGGAGAAGGGAUUUAUUCUUUUCUGCCAAGCGAAGGGACUCCUCUCCAUUGUCCCGGAUUUGAAGAGGACGGCAGAAGCCUGGACGCAGCAGAAGGAGCAGACACCGGAGCAACUCACGCUCCCCAUGCGGUCAGCUCUCCUGCACCAGCUCGUGGAGGUCUGGUACACCAGGAUGGAGGCGGUUCCCCAGACGGAGGAAUCGCGCCAGAAUGCCCGGGAAAUGCUUAUCCUGGACAGCUCCGGCAACGUACCCUAUCUCCAGUACAACCGGGAGGAGCAGAAGCUCGAGAUCAAGAAGGACCGCGACCCAAUGACACUGGAGCGCACCCUCGAAAUGCUCCUGGAGCUCAAGGACCUGGUGUUGCUGCCGCUGACCACGCUGCGGUUCCACGCGGCCCGACGCAGGGCCUUGCAGAAUCCCGGGGAGAUCGUUCCCAUGAUGCUGGAGGUGGGCCUCCGGACUUCGGAGGCGGAUCGGGCAUGGAACAUCCUGGCUCGACUGAGCCACAGUGGAGCCUGCAGAGCAGUGGCGCUGAGCAUGCGCCAAGAACGCCUGGGCCGCUCCAUGCUCGCCCAGAACCUGCAGAAGAUUCUCGAGGAACUGUCAGGAGCCUAG